ACUUGGAGAGGAUCGGAUUUGGAGCCUCCCUUUGCGGACAACAUCGGAUUAACAAGCCUCCCGUCGAAUCGGAAGCCCCGUCCCUUCGGAGGCUUCUUCCAAGGGAAUCUCUCCCCGAGUUUGGACCCCCUUGGACAAGACUUUCGGGCACUGGCUCCCAAGCGUCCCUCCUUCCCUUCUUCUUCGUGUCCCAUUAAGGGGCGACCCAGCGCUACCCGCCACUGCUUCGUUUUCAGUUUCCGGCGUGGAGUUUAUGCUUCGAGGACGAAACGGGCCCGCCAGUGUCUCCUGCGAGCCCCGCCAUGUCGACGGCGAUCACCGCGGCGGAGAAAGUGGACGGCUUCACCCGGAGGUCGGUGCGCAAGGCUCAGAAGCAGAAGCGGUCGCAGGGCUCGUCGCAGUUCCGCUGCCAGAGCAGCCAAGUGGAGCUCUUCCCGCUGCCCCAGCUCAAAGGUGAAUUUUCCCCGGAUCCACGAGGCGUCGCGGCGCGCUUGGCCUGGGGCUACAGAUGCUACUUCAAAUGAACAACAACUCCUCUUCUGUCAGAAAUUACAGCAGUGCUGUGUAUUAUUUGAUUUCAUGGACUCUGUCUCUGAUUUAAGGAGCAAAGAAAUUAAAAGAGCAACACUGAAUGAACUAGUGGAAUAUGUUUCUACAAAUCGUGGUGUGAUUACUGAAUCAGCAUAUUCAGAAAUUGUAAAAAUGAUUAGCUCUAAUAUCUUUAGAACACUUCCUCCGAGUGAAAAUCCUGAUUUCGAUCCAGAAGAGGAUGAGCCUACAUUAGAAGCUUCUUGGCCACAUAUACAGCUGGUGUAUGAAUUUUUACUACGAUUUUUAGAAAGUCCUGAUUUCCAACCUAGCAUUGCGAAACGACAUAUUGACCAGAAAUUUGUACAGCAGCUGUUGGAGCUUUUUGACAGUGAAGAUCCACGAGAACGUGACUUUCUAAAAACAGUACUUCAUCGAAUUUAUGGCAAAUUCCUUGGAUUAAGAGCAUUCAUCAGGAAACAAAUCAACAAUAUUUUUCUCAGGUUUAUAUAUGAAACAGAACAUUUCAAUGGUGUUGCUGAGCUACUUGAGAUACUUGGAAGUAUUAUCAAUGGUUUUGCAUUGCCACUGAAAGCUGAACAUAAACAAUUCCUUCUGAAGAUUCUUAUUCCCAUGCAUACUUCAAAGGGAUUAGCUUUAUUUCACGCACAGCUGGCGUACUGUGUUGUUCAGUUCUUGGAAAAAGAUAUGGCAUUAACAGAGCCGGUUAUCAGAGGAUUGCUGAAAUUUUGGCCAAAAAUAUGCAGCCAGAAAGAGGUCAUGUUUUUAGGUGAAAUCGAAGAAGUUCUGGAUGUAAUAGAACCGACACAGUUCAAAAAAAUACAAGAGCCUCUUUUCAAACAAAUAGCAAAGUGUGUGUCAAGUUCACAUUUUCAGAUUGCAGAAAGGGCUCUGUACUUUUGGAAUAAUGAAUACAUUCUUGGUCUAAUUGAAGAGAACAUUGAUACAAUUUUGCCAAUUAUGUUUGGCAAUUUAUAUAAGAUCUCCAAAGAACACUGGAAUCCGACCAUUGUAGCAUUAGUAUAUAAUGUGCUGAAAACACUGAUGGAGAUGAAUGGGAAACUAUUUGAUGAACUCACAAGCACUUACAAAGCAGAAAGACAAAGAGAGAAGAAGAAAGAAUUAGAACGUGAAGAACUUUGGCAAAAGCUAGAAGAACUCAGGCUCACCAGAACUUUGUCUAACCAGUCAAGUAAUACCUCCUCUUCUCUGACAAAUAUACCAAAUGAUAGUGCCAAGUUCAUUGUACUGUAUUCUAUGAACAGAGGAGUAGGCAAACCAAAAUGGGCACUUGGCACCAUAUCCACCCAAAUCUGGCAACAUAUUGUGUCAUAGCAAAAGCACUUAAGACUUGUAUAUCACUUCACAGUGCUUUACAGCCCCCUCUAAGCAGUUUACAGAGUCAGC
Molecule: messenger RNA, 1956 nt
Organism: Thamnophis elegans (Western terrestrial garter snake)
Lineage: Eukaryota; Metazoa; Chordata; Lepidosauria; Squamata; Natricidae
Gene: PPP2R5A
Product: protein phosphatase 2 regulatory subunit B'alpha
Exons: 14
Coding region: 580-1884 (434 amino acids)
Biological process (GO): signal transduction; protein dephosphorylation
Cellular component (GO): protein phosphatase type 2A complex; cytosol; nucleus
Molecular function (GO): protein phosphatase activator activity
Source: RefSeq, a predicted model, not a curated record